AUGGCAUAUCCACCGCGCCUCACAGAUGAGCAGUAUGCGGCUCUCGUUUCGGACAUCAAGGAUUGGCAAAUCACUCAUGGAUCACUCUUGAAGCUUGUUCACACGGAUGAGGAGAAUUCAGUUCAAUGCCAUCCCGUCGGCACCACCCUCUUCCCCACGUUGUUUCCGAAGGAGCUCUUUGAUGAGGCUCACGAGCUGCAAAGAGUGUACAACAAACUCUACGCGGCUGUGGCUGAAGAUGACGAGUGGCUUCUCGAGGUCUUGAAAGACCUCAUAGACGUUGAUGAUCUUGCGAGUGCAUUAUGGGACAUCUAUCAAGAGGUGAAGGAAGAAGGAUGUGUUCAGGACUUGACGCUUGGUAUUUUUAGGUCUGAUUACAUGUUGCAUGCCAAUCCGACUGAGAGCUCUCAACGACCUCAACUCAAGCAAGUGGAGUUGAACACCGUCGCUUGCGCGGGCGGAGUACAUACGAACGUCGUCUCCGACAUGCACAGGCAUCUCCAUCGAACCAAUGCAUAUCGAUCGAAUCAUCCGGCAAGCUCUGGCGACGUGAACAUCGGCUCCUCAUCUCUACCGCCGAAUUCAACACUCAAAGCACUAUCCGCUGGCCUUGCAGCUGCUCACAAAGCAUAUGGUCCUGCUAAGAGCCAGGGCUUGACAGAGACGUGCAUCCUCUUCAUCGUUGCAGCAGACAACUUCAACAUCGUAGACGAACGGCCGAUCGAGUAUGCUCUGUGGGGCGAGUCUAUCCCUUCAUAUCGAGUCUCCUGGGGACACGAUGUUCUGGCUCAUACAUCCCUCACUCCAACACGUGAGCUUCUCUACCAUCCACAGUCGCGACCUAUUGCGGUGGAAGUCAGCGUCGUGUACUUUCGCAGCGGCCUCGAAGUUCACGAAUACAAUGAGAUCGGACGAAUGGCAAGACUACAGCUUGAGAAAUCACGAGUCAUCAAGUCACCUUCCAUCCUUUCCCACUUGACUGGAUUCAAGAAGGUGCAACAAGCUCUCACCGCGCCUGGUGCACUCCAACGAUACCUUACUCCCGAAGAAGCAACCAAAAUCUCGCGUACUUUUGCGCCAAUGUAUCCACUUGAUGAUACACCAUCUGGGCAGCACGCGAGGACGCUGGCAUUAGAUCCAAACACUGCGCGUAAUCACGUGUUGAAACCGUCACUUGAGGGUGGAGGCCACAAUGUGUACGGUGAAGAGACCGUUGCGUUUCUGAAACAAACGCCCGAAGAGCUCUGGCGAAGCUACAUCCUGAUGGAGAAGAUCAUUCCGCCCGUACUGAACAACUUCAUGAUGUCGAGCCGAGGCUUCUACGAAGGGCCGGUGAUCUCAGAACUCGGAAUAUUUGGAGUCUGUCUCUGGAAGCGGGUUCAAGAUGGAGAGAAACUACGAGCGGAGAUGGUCUCGGAGCUCGAUCCAAGUUGGAGUCUCAGGACAAAGGAUGCCAGUGUUGAUGAAAUGAGCGUGGUAAAGGGAUAUGGGUGCUUUGACAGUCCUGCUCUGGUAGACUGGGACAUCUUCAUGUCGGUUCUCAAAGCUUGA
This is a messenger RNA of Hyaloscypha bicolor E, 1551 nucleotides long. Its product is annotated as putative glutathione synthetase. Gene Ontology annotation, cellular component: cytosol. NCBI's taxonomy places the organism in Eukaryota, Fungi, Ascomycota, Leotiomycetes, Helotiales, Hyaloscyphaceae. The transcript has a single exon. The coding region runs from base 1 to 1551 and encodes 516 amino acids. Gene Ontology annotation, biological process: glutathione biosynthetic process. Gene Ontology annotation, molecular function: glutathione binding; ATP binding; glutathione synthase activity. The record is from RefSeq and is a predicted model, not a curated record.